Messenger RNA from Pygocentrus nattereri (red-bellied piranha), 3859 nucleotides. RefSeq names its product TRPM8 channel-associated factor homolog. Bases 170 to 2302 code for a protein of 710 amino acids. The transcript is spliced from 7 exons. The record is from RefSeq and is a predicted model, not a curated record. NCBI's taxonomy places the organism in Eukaryota, Metazoa, Chordata, Actinopteri, Characiformes, Serrasalmidae.
CUGGAGGAGGGAGGAGGGAGGAGGGUCUCCGUUCUCAGGCGACUGGCUGCCGUUUAAAGGGGGGGUCUUCCCUCAGUGACACUGAGCGUUGCUGGCUGUCCUGCUGGUGUUCUGGUCGGUGCUGGAAGCUCGUGUUUGCUGUGGCAGGACCCGUUUAUCACAUCUAGCCAUGAAAGGCAAGAAUUUCAAAUAUGACCUGGAAUUCCUUUUACAAGGCGUGUCUAAAUUUGACAUCCGGGGUGAGUCUGUACCGUCUGAGGUAAUGGUGCAUGGAUCUUCAGCUUUUCCUAUUGGACUCACUCCGGAUGGAAAGGCAUUCUUUGCUGGUGCUGAUUUUGGACAGGGACGAGUAAUUGUGUCCAGCCAUGAAGCCUACCUAGGUCUUGAAUCACUGUCCACUUUCAUGAUCAAUGCUGUCCUUUGGCUCGAUAAAAGGCGUAAUGGGGUUAUUGGAGUCCUACCCGAACUAAAUGAUGAUGUCUGUCGUCUGCUGAGCAAGUCUGGACUACAGUGUCAAUUAACUGGCUUUAAAAACAGCCUAAGUGUCUUUGUCUGCACCUCCUACAAUGAUGCUCAGUCUAAAGAGAUCCAGGAAUUUGUUGCUGGUGGUGGUGGUCUCCUGAUUGGGGGACAUGCUUGGUGGUGGGCUCAUUGCAAUCCUGGCCGCAAUGUGAUGAGAGAUUGCCCUGGAAAUCGGAUCCUCAGCAAGAUGGGGUUGUGCCUCUUGGAGAAAACUGUGAAAGCUGGGGUGUACAAGGUGGCAAAGGUGAAGCAUCAUGGUAUGGCAUCUACACAGAUAUAUCAUUUCCAGGAUUUACUUCAACAUUUUGCCGGGCAUGUGCUUCAGAGUCAGCAGCUGGGAGAUUACGAACAGCAAUUUCUGAAGAAGUUUGGCAAUGACUGCGUCAGAUAUCUCCGCAUGCAGGCAUUUGACUGUGACACGUAUAAGUCAGUUGUUGUACUUCUCACAGAAAUAGUUAAGGCACAGUUUCCAGAGGUGUCUCCUACGCAUCCUGUUAAAAGUGCAAAGGAUCACCUUCUACUACAAGUGGGGACAGAGUUAUUCAGGCUCUGCAAAGACACUGAUGAGCCACUGUCAUACCUCAUCAUAGACACACCUAGACUAUCAACUGUGAACAAUGCAAGAGUCAGGAUCAGUGCUAACACAGCAGAUAAUGAAGAAUGGAUAAGCACAGGUCUGUAUCUUUCUCCUGGAAUGAAGACUAACAUGACAGUGCCUGGGAAAAUAAUAGGAAAGGGCUGGCAGGUGCAGAUCGGCUGUCAAACAGACGACUUAAGCAGGGCAGAUGAACUGAAACGAGCUCCGGUGGUGUUUAUACGUUUCCCUUUGGAAAAAGAGACUCUGCAAGUCUGGAAUCUGUGGGGAGGACUCAUAUACCUGAUCGCACCUCCUAGAAGUACAGUAUCUGAGAUGGAGGUUGUCGUACAGACGGCUGUAAAAGCACCGUACUACAAGUCUGGAGAGACCAGCGUAUCUGACUGGGUCACUGAGAUCCGUAAAGCACCAGCACCUUGGGCAGAGCUAGAGUUUGAGAAUCUCAUCAUCACCUUGCCAUCAGACCUGAUACGACACCUGGACCGUCCAGACGAAGUGGCCGCUCUCUGGGAUUCCAUUAUGAGGAGUGUAGCUGACUUGGCAGCUAAGCCUGCAAAGUUUACCCGCAAGGAGCGCUUUGUCGCUGAUGUUCAAAUCUCAGCUGGCUUUAUGCAUUCAGGUUACCCCAUUAUGAUGCAUUCUACGUCUGCCCCUGACUUGGUGAAUCCAUACGCUGCUGGUAAAAGUGAUUUUUGGGGCCCGGUCCAUGAAUUGGGCCACAACCAGCAACGCUCAGUCUGGGAGUUCCCACCACACACUACUGAGUGUACCUGUAACCUGUGGUCUGUAUAUGUACACGAGGUGGUGCUGGGUGUGAACAGGGCAAACGCUCAUGAGGAAAUGACAGCAGACAAGCGGCAGAGCCGAAUUAAGAGAUACGUCGAGAGAGGUCGACAUCUGAAGGACUGGAAUGUCUGGACAGCACUGGAGACUUACAUGCAGCUGCAAGAACAGUUCGGCUGGGAUGCCUUCAAGAAAGUCUUUGCGGCUUACCAUGACGAGAAGAACACUGCAAAAGACAAAGAUGACAAGAUGAACCUGUACGCUGAGACCUUCUCCAAGGUGGUAAGGAGGAAUCUGGUCGACUUCUUCAAAGCCUGGGGCUGGCCCAUCCACAGCAGCACAGAAGAGAAGCUGUCCAGCCUGCCUGAAUGGAGUGACCAUCCUCUGAUCCAGUAUAAGUAGCUAAAACAACCAUGUUUCAUAGAGAAUAGUGUCUGUCUCAGAAUAUACACAUUUCAGGGUUCAGAGACCCUCAAAUCAUUUCAUAUUUGCAGCUCAAACUUACUUUCUCUAAACUGCUUUCACUUAUAUAUGUUUAUGAAUGGCAUUCGCUUUUGGCAAAAUCAAGAACUCUCAGGUUUGUUUGACCUCGAUGAAGAAUUUUAUAAUGAAAGCAGGAGAAACCGCUUCAUCUCUAACGUCUGAAUAAUGUCCCAUUACACGUACACAUGGCGUUCCAUUCGAAAGCAUAGAAUCCCGCUUCUGACAUUCAUUGUACUUACAGAUCAGCUCCAGCGACUAUGAAUAUGAUAUUUAUAUGCUGUCAUGACCUACACACUGUCCCACUGCUGAAAACCAAACAAAACCAUUAAAUGGUUCUAUUGGUUCCUAAUAGAUUGGUAAAGUGUUAGCUAUUGUUGCUUGGUUUCAAAGUAUCCUAAUGUCUUAGUACAAGAUCUGUGAUUGAUUCUAGAUGCAUUUGAUGGUUUUCUAAUUGGAUCCAAAGCAGUUUUACAGAAAUCUAGUGCUCUCUAAUGGUAACCACUGAGCCGAGAAGCAGUGUCAUCAGGUUUUAUUCCUAAAGGUUCCAGUAGUCUUUGUUCAGCAGGGCCUUUUCCCUACAGGGUUAUGGGUCAUCUGAGAAAUUACAGCAGGGCUUUCCUUGUAAACUCAGACUGAACAUGAGGAAUUGAAAAGAUUGAAAUAGCACACUGUCUGAUAUAGUCGUCCUUUCUUCAACAUGUUCAUUUACUGUAGUAGAAUCAUCAUCUACCACCACCAAAAAGAAUCGGUUUAACGCUAAAAGCCAUAAGGUGUAUCAGAGUCACAUUUACUUACAGAAUAUAUUUUAAAUGAUUCAUUUUUUCUUCCUUUUUUUUUUUACUAUUAUGCAUUUUAAUCAUUUUGCUUGCAGCACCGUGCCUUAUAACAUGCUCAGUAUGAGCAAAUAUAUAAAAAUUUGCAAAUUUGGUUUGGAUUACUGGUUAAUUGCAUUCUUGUAGUUCAAACUGCGCAGAGAUAAGAUAGAAAUAACGAAAAAUAAAAGCAACAGCAAACACCUGUUUCAUUUUUGUGUAGUGUCUUUGCAUAUUGAGCCUUAACACCAUGCACUUAAACUGAUUAGACCAUAAAUCAUGUACAUGACCGCAGUCCUUAUAUUUUUAUCCAAGAUCAACCACAAGCUGUGUAGUCUUACCACCUUAUAAAAAGAGCCAUACCACAUUUUAAUGAAUUUCUGUCUUGCAUUGUAGUGACUUACAUGUUUGUAUGAACUUUCUACAUGACGAGAUUGUUCAGAAGAUCAUCUUGUGCCGUCAUAUCACUGGCAUUGAUUGUACCAACCCAAAUAAAAAGAUUUGGACAGUAUGGGAAAUGCUAAUAAAAACACAAAGCAGCUGUUAGUAAAUUCUGUUUGAAAUGUAUAAACCUGAAAAUCAUUUUAUGUUUUACUUCACAAACAUUGUAAAUAUGUGCUUAAUUCGAAUUUGAUGCCUGCAAUAAAAAAAGUUGGGAGCAUGA